Molecule: messenger RNA, 604 nt
Organism: Cuscuta campestris
Lineage: Eukaryota; Viridiplantae; Streptophyta; Magnoliopsida; Solanales; Convolvulaceae
Source: the annotation of a GenBank genome assembly
CAUUAAUUUGUACAUAAAUUGAUUCUACAUUAAAAAAAACAAAGCACAAUUCUAAUAGGAGCUAGUAUGGAUAUGGGUCACGUAAGAGCACUGUGGCAACAACUCAACAAUCCCGACGGCGUAUCAUUCCGGAAAAGAUCCACCGUCGACGCCGAGGUUGAGGUCGACGAGACCAUCGGUUCUACCGAUCAAAUCCCUUCCUUCAACGUUGCGGUUUCCGAUGACGAGGACCCCAUUCCACGGCCGAUCGGAAGAAAGAAGGCAAAAUCCAUUGCCUCUGGUUCGGGAGGGUCCGCCUCUAUUUCUGCUUCUCCCCGCGACGAAAUCGGCCGGGCAAUGGUUAAACAACUUCGGGCGUUCAAUCUCCAAGAACAAGAGAGGAUGAAGCUUAAAGAGAAGGAGUUGAAGCUAAAGGAGCAUGAGGCCGAGAUGAAAGUCAUGCAAACCGACCCCGCGACGUUGUCGGAGUUUGGACGAAUUAUCUACGAGCAAAGAAUGAGAGAGAUCAAGGAGAAAUAUAAUUUUCCUUAGUUUUUUUAUUAAUGUAUCUUUUUUUUUAAAAUUAUUGUCGCUUUUUUUAAUUUAAUUAAUGUGUUUUUUAUUA